Cyprinodon variegatus (sheepshead minnow) is the source of this 696-nucleotide messenger RNA. RefSeq names its product lecithin retinol acyltransferase-like (gene lratb.2). The transcript is spliced from 5 exons. Lineage: Eukaryota; Metazoa; Chordata; Actinopteri; Cyprinodontiformes; Cyprinodontidae. The record is from RefSeq and is a predicted model, not a curated record. Bases 1 to 678 code for a protein of 225 amino acids. Gene Ontology annotation, biological process: retinol metabolic process. Gene Ontology annotation, molecular function: phosphatidylcholine-retinol O-acyltransferase activity.
AUGUUUCCUCCACAUCUCCUUGCUCUUAUAUUCAUCUCCUCGGCAACAUCCCAGCCUCCACCUGAGGAGGAAGAGGAGGAGAAGAAGAAGGAGAAGGACAGGUAUGACCUGAUGUUCAGCAGGGGGGACCUGCUGGAAGUCCCUCGGACUCUCUUUACUCACUUUGGGAUUUACCUGGGUGGAGGCAGAGUGGCUCAUUUCAUCCCUGACAUCCUGCCUGUCGUCUCCAGUGACCAGUGUCGGAUUAAACAAAUGGUUACCAACACAAGACUCAUACUGGGAGUACUAGUUAAGUGUGGCAGUGUGAGAGUGGACUCAGUAGAGGACUUCGCCUAUGGAGCAGAGAUAAUCGUCAACCCAAUGGACAAGAUGUGCAGCCGUGCAGCGCUGCAGGGGGAGGAGGUGGCCCGGCGGGCCGAGAAGCUGCUGGGAGAUGUGGCCUACAGCCUGCUGUGGUACAACUGUGAACACUUCGUCAUGUACUGCAGAUACGGCACCGUCAUGAGCUUCCAGACCUUCCAGUUCUGUAAGACGCUGAGGAAGAUGCUGCUGAGUCGAGCUGUUGCCAAGGUUACAGCUGUGCUGGCUGCAUCUCUGCUGAUCUACCUGAGAGUUAUGAACACCUGGUCCAUCCUGCUGGCCGUGCUGCUGCCUUUCCUCAUCUGGAUGGCCUCCUGAAUACAUUCACUGACAUUA